AUGGCAUUCCUCUCCUACGGCUCCGACUUCACUCCACUCUUCCGACUGCUGGACGACUACGAGACCCACCGGUCCCGAGCCGCACCGUCUCCACAGUCUACAUCCGCUGUUUCGAAGUGUACGAAAUCCACAAACACCGGAUCUACUACACCUUCAACCCCCACUCGCCGCACCUACUUCUCUCCCGCCUUCGAUGUGCGCGAGCUCAACGAUGCCUACUACCUUGAUGGCGAGCUGCCGGGAGUCGACCAGAGCAACAUUGAGAUUGAAUUCACUGAACCCCAGACCCUCGUGGUGAAGGGUCACACAGAGCGCAACUACUCCUCACUCAAUGCUCCCGCGACUGGCCUCACAGAAGAACACCGAUCCAACGCGCCCGACGACACGACUCCCAGCUCCAGCCGAGCGAAUUCUCCACACCGCUGGCACCAGCCCACCGUGGAAGAUGACGACGAGGAUAUGGACGGUCACCAGUCCGAUACUCGAUCCACCACAAGCCACCACUCUGGUGCGACGCCUUCAGCGGCAACCGUGCAGAAGAAGCAGCCUGCCACGAGGUCGGUGGUGAAGACUGGCAACAAUGACAGCUCCUCAUCUGCAUCCUCCAAGACUAAAUUCCACUACUGGGCCUCAGAGCGAUCAAUCGGUGAAUUCCAACGGACAUUCACCUUCCCGGUUCGCGUGGAUCAGGACAACGUGCGCGCUUCCUUGAAGAAUGGCAUCUUGUCCGUCAUUGUGCCCAAGGAAGCUGCCCCCAAGACGAAGAAGAUUCGCAUCUGCUGA
Messenger RNA from Penicillium diatomitis, 783 nucleotides. RefSeq names its product Hsp20/alpha crystallin family protein. The record is from RefSeq and is a predicted model, not a curated record. Gene Ontology annotation, biological process: response to heat; response to hydrogen peroxide; response to salt stress. The transcript has a single exon. NCBI's taxonomy places the organism in Eukaryota, Fungi, Ascomycota, Eurotiomycetes, Eurotiales, Aspergillaceae. The coding region runs from base 1 to 783 and encodes 260 amino acids.